Messenger RNA from Phytophthora sojae, 297 nucleotides. RefSeq lists its product as hypothetical. The coding region runs from base 1 to 297 and encodes 98 amino acids. The record is from RefSeq and is a predicted model, not a curated record. NCBI's taxonomy places the organism in Eukaryota, Oomycota, Peronosporomycetes, Peronosporales, Peronosporaceae. The transcript is spliced from 2 exons.
AUGGGUCACGGAUUCUCGCGCAUCAGGAACGGAACUGAGGCAGCACGCGGCGAAGAGGAACUAAUGGCCCCUGCCCGGAGGGCCACUAUGCACGGGAGGUCUAUGCGGGAGCUAAACGACGGCAUCAACUACGUGUAUUCUGCCCUCGGAAUGGAAAAGGACGACGAAAAAGACGAAGACUUCGUGGUCGGGGACGGCGAAGAGGAUGAUGAUGAAGAAACGGCGCUCUCCUUCGAUGAAUCUGGCUCUCGAUCAAAAGCUGGUGAGGCCAUGAAGUGUACAUUCGCCGACACUUAA